Poecilia latipinna (sailfin molly) is the source of this 830-nucleotide messenger RNA. RefSeq names its product dual specificity protein phosphatase 13 isoform A-like. The record is from RefSeq and is a predicted model, not a curated record. Gene Ontology annotation, cellular component: cytoplasm. The coding region runs from base 88 to 705 and encodes 205 amino acids. The transcript has 3 exons. Gene Ontology annotation, molecular function: protein tyrosine/serine/threonine phosphatase activity; MAP kinase phosphatase activity. Gene Ontology annotation, biological process: negative regulation of MAPK cascade; protein dephosphorylation. NCBI's taxonomy places the organism in Eukaryota, Metazoa, Chordata, Actinopteri, Cyprinodontiformes, Poeciliidae.
GUUUGUGGCAGUCACUGAUAGAGUGAAGGGAAGGUCAUUUCCUCUUCAGGAAAACUACAGAGUGGCGUAAGCACUUAAAACACAGAAAUGUCAGGUGGUGUAAUGGGGGAGAAAUGUGUUACAGAGGACUCAAAGCGGACAGAUACAGAGGAGAAGGAAGAACACACCUGCAGCACAGGUGAGACUCCAACUCUUCAGGAGCUUGAGGAGAUUUUACAUUCAGCUCCUCGCUCGUGUCACCAUGUGGAUGAGGUGUGGCCGAGUCUUUUUCUGGGGGACAUGUUUAUGUCUCAUGAUAAGUUUGGACUCUGGCAGCUGGGAAUCACUCAUGUGCUGAACGCCUCCCACGGGAAACUCUGCUGCAAAGGCACUGAUGAUUUCUAUGGAACCACGGUGAAGUAUUACGGUGUGCCUGCCAACGACCUACCAACUUUCGACCUCUCGCCUUUUUUCGACCCUGCUGCAGAGUUUAUUCACCAGGCUUUAUCAUCAGGAGGGAAGAUUUUUGUCCACUGUGCUGUGGGAGUGAGCCGCUCGGCUGCGCUGGUUUUGGCCUACCUGAUGAUCCGUCAUGGCUUCAGUCUUCGCUCUUCAAUACGCUGUGUGCAACAGAAGCGUUGGAUUUUCCCUAACAGGGGAUUUCUACGACAGCUUGUGGACCUUGAGCAAACACUGCAUGUCGAAAGACAAAAAGAGCUGAAAUGAACAUUUCUUUUAUCAUUUGGUUAAAUUGGUUAUGCCUGUUUCCUGUUGUUAUCGUUUAUGGAUGAGUUUGGCCAAAUGCAGGCAGGAGGCAGGCAGAAUCACUGUUAUUGGAUUUUUAUCAGAUG